AUGGACGACAAGGAGAACGCGGCGCGCGCGGGCGUCUACCGCCCGCCGUCGAAGGCGUCGUCCGCGUCGUCGUCGUCGUCGUCGUCGUCCGCGUUCGUCUCGACGUCGCGCGCGACGCGACCGGCGCUCGGACGCGACGUCGCGCCAACGCUUCUGCGCCUGGGACGCCCGGACGACGUCCCGUUGCUGCGGUUCGACGACGCCGCGGUCGGCAGGGUCAAGACGCUGCCGCUGAGGAUAUCGAACGACACGCCGUCGCGCGCGGACGCGUCGUUCGUCGGGAUCCCGCGAGACGAAGGAUUCUUGAUCGACCCCGACCGCGUCUCCGUGCCCGCCGGCGGGAGCGAGCUCGUGCGCGUGUCGUGGUGCCCGCCGAGGGCGACCGCCAGCGCGUACUGCGGCAUCGUGAAGGUCGUCUUCGACGGCGGCGCGGGAGGGACCGCGGCGGCGGCGAAGAUUCGACUGCGCGGCGGCGCCGUCGCGAGAGGAGGAGGAGGAGGAGGAGAGCGCGAGACGACGACGACGGCCGGGAAGUACUCGUAUACGUACAACCCGCGGCGGUCGAGCGCGAGCGGCGGCGGCGGCGGCGUCCUAGGGACGCUGAAUGGGAACAGCGCCAGCCUCGUUCGGGUCGGGGGAAGAGCGCGGUCGCGGCGCGGAAGCGACGUCUCGACGUCGUCCGCGGGGAAACGCGCGUCUGGGGGGAAACGCGCGCGGGCCGAGCGCGACAGCGUCGGCGACGCGUCGUGCACUUGGAUCGGGAACGUCGCGUUCGCUUCGGCGUGGGACGGCGACGGCGACGGCGACGGCGACGGCGACGACGCGGGUGGCGUGAACGCUACCGCGAGGAAGAGAGUGAAGCCGUUCGGCGUCCCCGCGGUGAGCAAGGCGCUGUCGCUGAGGAAACCGCCGCGGCACCGCGCGGGGAAAUCUCCGAAACCGUCGUCGUCGUCGCGCGCGCGGAGGCUGAAAACCGACGCCGCCGCCGACGCGGCCGCCGACGCGCGCGUUCCGCGGCCAAACUUCGAGGCGUUUCACAGCCAGUUCUGGGUGCGACAGCAAGAGCGCGCGUUCACGGACUGGCUCAACCGCGCCAUCGCGCCCGCCGCGGGGGACGACGACGACGACGAGGCGGCUCGGGAGGAAGGGGGCUCCUCGCGCGCGGCCAAGGCGCGAAGACUCGACGCCGCCGCGCGCGCGCGGCUGUGGCGGCUCUACUCCGAAGACGCGGAAGUCCAGGACGUGAUCCUCCGCGCGGAAGCGCACGUGGACGACGGAAAGCUCCGUUUGCGCGGGACGGUCGGGAGCGCGCGAGAGGAAGCCGUCGCGCUCGCCAACGGCGCGGGGAAGGAUGGCGGGUCGUUCAUGGAGGACGUCCGACUGAGGCGCGAGUUUAAAGACGCGCUCGGGUGUUACUCGCUGUUUUGGCUGCGCGCGGUCGUGGACACGAUCCUGGGCAACCCCGGAGAUCUCGAUCUCGGGCACGGCGAGCGCGAGGACGAGCGCGUCGACGCGUUCGGGCGGCGGAGAACGGAGCGCGCCGCGCUCGUCGACGCGUUGCUUCGAGACCGCGAGCUCGAGAUGGAGUUCGGCGUCGGCGGCGUCGGCGCGCCGCCGUUCGCGGAGGGCUACCACGAGAUCCUCGCGUCCACGGUGUUGAAGCGGACGCUCCUUUUGACGUUCCUGCUCGACCGCGCGCAGGCGGGUCUCGACCCGAGCACGCCUCUGUUGUUCCGAUCGCGCGCGCCGAUAAAGUCGUCCGCCGCAGUCGCGCGCGCGGCGCUGCAGGCGAGCUGCCACGGCGAAGGCGACGUGCUGCGGCACUUGAAACACCUCGGGUACGUCUUACACCACGCCCAGGAGCCGAUACGCGAGUACGACUUCAAGACCACGCGCCUCGCGGUGGAUUUGCGCGACGGCGUUCGGUUGUGCCGGCUCGUGGAGAAUAUGAGCGAGCGACGCGGGGACGACGGCGUGAUGCGACGGGUGAAAUUUCCCGCGGAGUCGCGCGCGGCGAAGGCGCACAACGUCCGCGCCGCGCUGGACACCGCGGCGUCGUGCGGGGUCGCGCUCGACACGAAUCCGGAGGAUAUCGUCGACGGGCACCUCGCGAACACGCUCGGGUUGCUGUACGGGCUAAUGAUGCAUUUCCAAGCCCCGGGGAUGCUUCCGGGGAGCGUCCUCGAGAAUGAAAUCGCAGAGUGGAAAGAGAGACGCCGCGCGCAGAUCAUGGCGGGGAAAGAACACCGCGGGUUCCACAGAGACACCCUCGCGCCCGCGGCGUCGUCCCGCUACGAUGACGCCGCGAACGAAGAAGACGUCUCCCCGGAGGAGGAAGAACGGCGAACGCGGGCGGUGUUUGAAGAGGAACUCGCAGACGCGCGCGUCGGCGUCGAGACCGCGUCGCUCUCCGCCGGGCACGAGACGAUGCUCCUUCGCUGGGCGAGGGCGGUGUGCGCCAACUACGGCGUCGCGAUAACGGACGCGACGACGUCGUUCGCGGACGGCCGCGCGCUGUGCGCGCUCGUGCACGCGUACGCCCCGGAGCUUUUGCCGCUGGGUCUGGUCAAGAACCCGCCGGCGGGAUUCGACCCGAGCGCCGCGCCGACGGCGUGGGCGAGCGCGCGCCCCGAUAACCCCGCGCGAGGGGUGACCCGAGACGCGAUCGUCGCGACCGCGGCGUGCGAGCAUAACUUCGACAUCGUCAGGGGGCUGUGCGCCGCGCUCGGGGACGUCCCGGAGCCGACGUUCGGCCCCGCGGAUGUCGCGCGCGGCGGCGGCGGCGGCCCCGACGGCAAAGUCGUCGCCGGCUACCUCCUCUUCCUCUGCGCGCGUUUGCUCGGGCACAGGACCGAGGGCGCGGCCGCGAGGAAGGUGCAGCGCGCGUGGCGGUGGACGCACUGGGCGCCGGGGACGUUGCACCGCUGGGUCGCCGCGCAGAUGGUCGUCGCGAAGCGGUGGCGCGGGUUCGCCGGGAGGAAGGAAGCGAAGGCGCGGUCGCGAGCCGUCGUCGCGACGCAAGCGGCGUGGCGCGGGCGAGACGCGCGGCUGUGGAAACGGCAUAAGAUUCAAGCCGCGGUGAUGAUUCAGAAGAUCGCGCGGGGGUGGCUGCUUCGGUUGCGGAACGACGACGUCCUGUGGGCGACGAUCGCGGCGCAGACGGCGCGCAGGGGCGCGGUGGCGCGGCGGCGAUUCGCCGCGGUGAAGCGCGCGACGGUGACGAUUCAAGCGCACUGGAAACGUUCGCAGCGGAGGUCGUUUUUCCUCGAGUGGAAGUGGGAGUCCGCGGCGGCGACGGUCAUUCAGGCGAACGUGCGGGCGUGGAGCGGUCGUCGGGCGUUUAUUAACGCACGCAGAGCGGCGGUUACGAUCCAGGCGUGGACGCGAGGGACGUUUUGGCGCCGCGUCUGGGGCAAGUACAAGUCGCGACUCGCGGCGACGAUUUCGCUUCAGAAGAACGCGCGGAUGUUCCUCGCGAAGUGCGAGGCGAACCGACGCAGGAAGGCGAUUCAAGACGCGGAGGACCUGAAACGUCAUGACGCGGCGAUUCGCAUCCAAAAACAUUUCCGCGGGUACUGGGCGUUCGAGAACUGGCUCGACGUGAAGUGCGUGACGAUCAUGUGCCAAGCGUACUGCCGCGGCGGGCGCCAGCGCCGCGCGUACCUCGCUCUGAAACGCGCGGCGAUCACGACGCAGCGCUUCCGCCGCGGCAAGAUCGCUCGAGACGCGCGAACGCGCGCGGUAGACGCCGCAACGACGAUCCAAGCGCACUUCCGCGGGUGGCAAGCGCGCGCGGAUUACGCCGACGCGUGGUACGCCGCCGCUACGAUUCAAGCGUCGUGGCGCGGUUGCCGCGACCGCGUCGCGUACGCGUCGCUCCUCGACGCGAUGCGCCGGCGGGAGCAUCACGCCGCGGUGGUGAUACAGAAGCACGUCCGAAGGCUCAUCGCGCGGUUGGACUACGCGGAGGCGGUGUACAGCGCGACGGUGAUUCAGUCUUGGACGCGAACGUUUCUCGCGAGGAGAGCGUUCAAAGCGUCGGCGGCGGCGAACAAAGCCGAGGACGCCGCGCGGUGUAUUCAGAGGCACGUCCGCGGGUGGAUCGCCAGGGAGGACUACCUCGACGUGUUAUGCGCCGUGGUGACGUUCCAGGCUUACCGGCGCGGCGUCAUCGCGCGUCAUCUCGCGCGAAAACUGCGACACGAGCGCGCGGCGACGGCGGCGGCGACGGCGGUGCAAGCCGCGUGGCGGGGGAAACGCGCGCGCGACGCGAUCGCCUUCCUUCGCGCCGCGGAGGAGGCGGAACACCGCGCGGCCGCGAUCACGAUCCAGACGAAGUUCCGCGCGUGGAUGCACUACAUGGACUACGCGUUUCUGCGGUAUUACGCCGCGGUGUGCCAGCGCCGGGCGCGGGCGGCGGCGGAGCGAAGACGGUUUCUCGCGACGCGCGCCGCCGCGGUGACGUGUCAAAAGUACGCGCGCGGCGCCGCGGCUCGACGCGCGUACCACGCCGCGCAGCUCGCCGAGCUCGAAGAUCUCGCCGCGGUGAUCGUUCAGGCCGCGACGAGGGGGUGGCUCGUGCGACGGUUCGUGAAGCGAAACGUCGCCGCGGAAGUGAUCACUCGCCGCGCGCGCGGGUUCCUGACGAGAAUCGCGCGGGACGCCGCGCAGCCGGCGAUGGCCGAGCUGCGGUCGCGCGUGAUCGCCUCGCGCGCGCGCGCGAAGAUACAUCCGCACCUGCGCAUCGGCUUGAAGACAGUCGCCGCGGUCGCGACGCUGCACGCCCCGAAGAAGCUCAGAGAGGUCAAGGAGGCGCUGUCGGAUCUCGCGCGCGCGACGCGGUGGUCGUCCGUGUGCCGCGACGUCGCGUCGUCGCCGAGAGCGCUUCAGGCGUUGUUCCGCACGAUUCGACAGUGCGAUCGCGGCGCGAACCACGAGUCCGUGCUCUCGAGCGCGUACGAUCUCCUCGAGAACCUCAGCGCGGAUGAAAACGGCCCAGCGCGGGCGGUUUUCGAGGCUCGAGAUUCGAUCACGGUCAUCACGGAACACAUGCAGAUGUGCCGCGACCGGCCUUCGCUCGUCGCGGCGGCGACGCGAACGGUGUGCAACCUCACGCGCGACUCCUCGAGGGCUCUCGUCGUCGCGUGCGCGGGGAAGACGCUGUGCCGCAUCCGCAGCAUCUCGGAGAUCAUGAGUAACACCUUGGGAACGCACCGGCACCGACGGUUAACGUACAUCGAGCAGCAGCGGCCGGACAAGGCAAGGGAGGAGGCGAACGCCAUGAACGCGCUCGAGCUCUCGAUUCGAUCGGUCGGGGCUUUGAUCGCGCACUUGGAGCCGUUCGCGAUGAAAGUGGCGGGGCGACCGCCGGCGACGCGGUCGAAGAGCCGGCUCAGCGAGCGCAUGUCCACGGGGGGGAGGAGCGCGAGGAGCGCGCGCUGAAGGAGGGAGGAGAAAUAGAAGAAAGCGACGGCGACGACUCCAGUCGCGGGCACACUAAGUAAUAAUUCAAUUACGCACGCUUAGCGUC
Molecule: messenger RNA, 5530 nt
Organism: Micromonas pusilla CCMP1545
Lineage: Eukaryota; Viridiplantae; Chlorophyta; Mamiellophyceae; Mamiellales; Mamiellaceae
Exons: 1
Coding region: 1-5442 (1813 amino acids)
Biological process (GO): spindle organization; establishment of meiotic spindle localization; mitotic cell cycle
Cellular component (GO): spindle pole
Molecular function (GO): calmodulin binding
Source: RefSeq, a predicted model, not a curated record